CCACACAGUAACACAACAGAAAAAGGAGCAAAUCACCCAAACACGGUGGAUUAUACCUUCUCUAUCUCUCUUGAACCGCUGAGGAUGGGAUUCGUGAGGCCAGCAAAGUCCAAGAAAAGGCUCAGAACGCCAACCAGUAGGCCGUCUAAGCGGCAGAAGAAAGACGGAGCAGCUUCAACGUCAUCAUCAGAAUGCCCAUCAGCUACCUCAUCACGUCCUACAACCCCAGCACAGGGUGUCACGGUCGAGGUGCCCACAGGCUCGAUCCUUGAAAGGCUCCCUGUUGAGAUUCUACAGGAAGUGUUCGUAUUCUCUGGUGUUUCAAGCUUGCCACUGACUUGUAAGUCCAUCAACAGGUCUUUAAGGCCAUCACAUUCUCUACGACUGGCCAUGUUGAAAACCUUUGUGUAUGAUCUCAACUGCAAAGUACGAACCGAUGCCUACAAGACGGCAUUUGCACUUGAUAGAGACUGUCUACAGUACAAGUUUGUGAAUAGCAAAGUCCUCAAAGAGAUCAACUUUGACAUUGUAUUGCCGAUGCGCUCCAUCGUUGCAGAGUCAAAGAAUAGGCUCAUGCUCCAUUACGACAGUUUGAACAAGAGGCUCCUAGAGACGCUCUAUUUGAACAAUGCCGAUGCUGACGAGAUCAACAGAGAGUUGGCUCGAAUGACGGAGGAGAGGUCUUCCAUGGAUGACAUUCAGACCGAAGAUUUACCCUCUGCUGAAGAAUUUGAGGACUAUCCAGAGAGGUUCUAUACGCACUUCUCUCAAAACCACAUUGAAAUGGCUGAGACGCUGUACAACACAGGGAUGAGGUUUAAGGUGAGUGGCAAGGUGAUGUCGAUGGCUAUAAGCGAACACUGUGACGUGAAGACGUUAUCAAGGAUACUGAAAUGUACAGAAACCGGCACCAUAACCUCUGUGGAGCCUGUUAUCAGUGCCUUUGCAAACGACGAUCUUGCAACAGUUGAGUGGUUGUUGGAAAUGAAAGCUGAUGAUGCUGAUCUCAUCAACAAUGAUGACUUGUGGAUAUGGAUAGGUCAAAAGAAACGUACCAAGUUCCUCAAGUUUUUAACAGAUAAAGGUGCAAAUCCUAGUCAUGGCAUCAUCGGUGCCAUAUCAAACAAUUUGCACGGUUAGUUCUUGAUCUAAUACACCAAAUGGGUGUAUAACACUACACUCUUGGAUUGACAACUAUGAAUCACU
Williopsis jadinii is the source of this 1206-nucleotide messenger RNA. RefSeq lists its product as uncharacterized. Lineage: Eukaryota; Fungi; Ascomycota; Saccharomycetes; Phaffomycetales; Wickerhamomycetaceae. The transcript has a single exon. The record is from RefSeq and is a predicted model, not a curated record. Bases 85 to 1140 code for a protein of 351 amino acids.